AUGGCCUCUCACUGGGAGGAAUUCUACUCCACAAACCCACAGCCAGUAAACUUCGAAAAUAAUUGCACUCUCUUAAAAAACUUCUGCGAAAGCCACAAGAAAAACAAUCAACGAAUUGUUCUGGUUACAUCUGGAGGUACGACUGUCCCACUUGAACACAAUACAGUGAGAUUUGUGGACAAUUUUAGCGGCGGAUUAAGAGGAGCAGCUUCUGCUGAAUAUUUUUUAGAUCAAGGCUAUUCUGUGAUAUUCCUACAUCGAUUCAAUUCAAUUAUUCCGUUUACAAGGCACUUUAAUCAUUUGAAGAUGUUAGAUAUGCUAGUCUUACAAAAAAACGAAAAAAAUGUGUCUAUAUCUAUUAAACCUGACAGUGUAGAUAUGUUAGCGCCGAUACUUGUAAAAUAUCAAAGAGCGCAAGAAGAUAAUAAGAUGCUUUAUAUUAAUUUUACUACGCUAUCUGAUUAUUUUUGGUUAUUAAGAGCUUGUUGUGAAUACUUGAAGGAUAUAGGUGCAAACGCCUUGCUAUACUUAGCAGCUGCUGUCUCAGACUUCUUUGUUCCUAGUAGUCAAAUGGCUACCCACAAAUUACCAUCAGACGGCGUUCCAGAGAUUCAUCUUCAGUUAGUACCUAAGCUACUAGUACCAAUUGUAUCCCUUUGGGUACCUCAUGCAUUUGUUGUAUCUUUUAAAUUGGAAACAGAUGAGAGUGUACUAAUUUCCAAAGCAACAGGAGCUAUAAAAAAAUAUAAACAUAAACUGGUCAUUGGGAAUAUGUUGCAUACGAGACGGACAAGAGUCGUUUUUGUAACUGAAGGUUCUAAUUAUGAAAUCAAAUUAACAGAAGAGCAAAUUUCUAAUGGUGUUGAAAUUGAGAAUAUAAUAGUGAAGAAUGUCGUAUCUGUGCAUACAAAGUUUAUAGAAGGAACAUUUUAA
Psylliodes chrysocephalus is the source of this 933-nucleotide messenger RNA. NCBI's taxonomy places the organism in Eukaryota, Metazoa, Arthropoda, Insecta, Coleoptera, Chrysomelidae. The record is from the annotation of a GenBank genome assembly.